AUGGUUGAGGCUCUCGGGAGAUCCAUAACUAAGGCUAGAAUUGAGCGGAUUAUCAAAGGCAUCAAGAUAACAGGAAAUUUAGAUGCCCUUACACAUCAACAAUUUGCUAAUGAUACGAUGUUAUUAGGAACAGUUGAUGAGGCAGAAGCUCUGGCCUUCAAUAAUAUCCUAAACUUAUACGCCAGGAUGUCAGGGCAAGAGAUUAACUACGGAAAAUCAGAGAUUUUCUUCUUUAACACUCCCCGUGGGAUUGAAACUGAGAUUAGCAGGAUGUUAGGAAUCCCAAAAGGGAAGCUACCCUGCAAAUAUCUAAGGAUCGAAAUCGAUAAGGGUAAGAAUAAGAAAUUGAUAUGGAAGAAGACUAUUGAGAAGAUAAGUCAAAGACUGAAUACAUGGAAAAACAAAUGGUUAUCAGCAGUAGGCAGAGUUACGUUAAUUAAAGUAGUCUUAUUGGCCAUUCCAAUCUACCAAAUGUCUUGCCUAUAG
Molecule: messenger RNA, 486 nt
Organism: Cryptomeria japonica (Japanese cedar)
Lineage: Eukaryota; Viridiplantae; Streptophyta; Pinopsida; Cupressales; Cupressaceae
Exons: 1
Coding region: 1-486 (161 amino acids)
Source: RefSeq, a predicted model, not a curated record